AAGCAGCCCAAACCAAGCUACGAAGGACACUCAUCUCUUCGUACGAGACUACCCAACCCGUGAAAAACCCCAUCGAAUCUAGGGUUUUAGAACUCGUCGGAGGAAGGAGAAGAGAGAACCGAGGAAAUCUAAAAGGGGAAGAAUCCCAAGGCGGCGAGAUGAGCAGAAGCUUAGGGAUCCCGGUGAAGCUCCUCCAUGAGGCCGCAGGCCACGUGGUGACGGUGGAGCUCAAGAGCGGCGAGCUCUACAGGGGAAGCAUGAUCGAGUGCGAGGACAACUGGAACUGCCAGCUCGAAAACAUCACUUACACUGCUAGGGAUGGUAAAGUUUCACAACUUGAGCAUGUUUUCAUUAGAGGCAGCAAAGUCCGGUUCAUGGUCAUACCUGAUAUGCUGAAAAACGCUCCUAUGUUUAAAAGAUUGGAUGCCAGAAUCAAGGGCAAAGGUUCCGCACUAGGUGUUGGCCGUGGUCGCGCUGUUGCUAUGCGUGCCCGGGCACAAGCUGCAGGUCGUGCAGGUGGCCCCCCUGGUAGAGGUGUAGUGCCACCAGUAAGACGAUAGUCAUCUUCAAGCGUGCCCGAAUUUCCUUAACUUCUGCAGCGCAUCAUUUCUUGAGGGUCCUUUGGUUGUAGACCGAGACUUCUAGCAACAGUGUUGCUGUUUAGAUGUAAACAAAGUUUCUUCACCUUCUACAACUGAUUUCUUCUGUUGACCUCAAUCAGUUUAGAAUUUGUACUGCUUUCUGGUUCUUAUGUCCCGUGUCAGUGCCUGGAGGUACUAAUGUAUUCUAGUUUUAUCUGUGGGAUUUGCAAUAUCAUUUCUGCGACCUGAUUGAGUUUGUUCUGCCACCAUCAUCAGAUCUCACUUGCUCUACCACCUUUUUGUAACUGAUAUCCCAAAUUAUAUGUGUUAACGCCAAACUCAGAACUCAAUAUUGUGAUUGUGUGUACUUAUGUACUCACUGGCUAGAGAUUCUAAGGUGGUUCAA
Messenger RNA from Asparagus officinalis (garden asparagus), 987 nucleotides. Its product is annotated as small nuclear ribonucleoprotein SmD3b-like. The coding region runs from base 159 to 560 and encodes 133 amino acids. NCBI's taxonomy places the organism in Eukaryota, Viridiplantae, Streptophyta, Magnoliopsida, Asparagales, Asparagaceae. Gene Ontology annotation, biological process: spliceosomal snRNP assembly; RNA processing. Gene Ontology annotation, molecular function: RNA binding. The transcript has 5 exons. The record is from RefSeq and is a predicted model, not a curated record. Gene Ontology annotation, cellular component: U1 snRNP; pICln-Sm protein complex; catalytic step 2 spliceosome.